UGUUGUGGCAACCAACACGUGUGUUAGGAUGGCCACCCUGGACUACUCCAAAGCUCUUGGAGCAUCCUGGGAACGCUCUUCCCGGAAAAAUGUUCACAACUGCAAACGAUGUCCCUAUUUCACAACCUCACUUUUUCUUAUUGUGAAUCACGUGAGACGACACCGUUCAUCCCCGAAGAAAUUUAACUGUGAACGCGCCAAAAUCGAACUGUAUUAUUGUAAAGAGUGUGAUUUUAGAACCGAACUAACGACUUUGUUCAAACAACACAUUAACGAACAUCACAGCCUUAAGAAAGAAUGUAGAGACGAUUUUCGCGUACAAACUUACUCGUGUGAAAAUUGCGACUUUGAAACAAAUCUGGUGUUAAAGUGGAUUCAACAUAGUUCAAAAUGUACGGAAAAGAACGAAAGUGCUGACAGUGUGACUUCUAAUAUUGAGCAAGCAGACGAAAUACCUGUAAACUUGCGGUAUGCUUGCAAUAAGUGUCAAUUUACAAGUACAAGUAAAGCGCUUUUAAAAAUCCACGAAAAUUGUGCCCAUUUAGACGAGUCUGAAUGGUAUAAGUGCGAAAAAUGUGCGUUUAAAACUAAAUUCAAAAACGGCUUCAGCAGACAUAUAAAUGCUGGACACUUGAACGCAGGCGAGUUUAAAUCGUACCAAUGCAAAAAGUGUCCAUUCAGAACCAAGUAUGAACGAAAUUUAAAAUCGCACGUGACUGUAAAACAUCAAAACAAAGAAAAUAAAUGGUACGAAUGCAAAAUUUGCCCAUACAAAACCAAAUGGAUUCAGCAUCUAAAAAGUCAUUUAAUUACUCGACACGUGGAUGAGAAAGAAAUCACGUGGUACGAAUGUGCCAUCUGUCCAUUUCGAAGUGAAAGCAAAACUUGUUUAAAUUAUCAUAAGAGAAAGUCCCAUUCAAAUGAAAAAAAGCACACAAAUGUUGAUGAUUCGGAAGAUUGGUACCAAUGUGCGAACUGUUCAUAUAAAAGUAAAACAAAAAAGAAUUUAAGACAUCAUAUAAGGGUCCAUUUGGAGGUCAAAUCGUAUCAGUGCAAAUAUUGCCCCUAUAAAGGGAGGCGCAGUGAUCAGUUAAAAAGCCAUAUAAAUUGCCGCCAUUUGGGUGGAAAGGAUAUUAAGUGGUUCGAAUGCGAUCAAUGUCCGCACAAAGUUAAAAAUAAAUCGGCUUUUUAUAGGCACAAAAAAGUGCAUAUGUAGGAUUUACUUUAAUUUAAUUUUGUGGUUGUAUUAAGUUUAUAAAAUAAAUCGUGUUU
This is a messenger RNA of Zophobas morio, 1272 nucleotides long. RefSeq names its product zinc finger protein 142-like. Bases 29 to 1216 code for a protein of 395 amino acids. Gene Ontology annotation, molecular function: DNA-binding transcription factor activity, RNA polymerase II-specific; RNA polymerase II transcription regulatory region sequence-specific DNA binding. The record is from RefSeq and is a predicted model, not a curated record. The transcript is spliced from 2 exons. Gene Ontology annotation, biological process: regulation of transcription by RNA polymerase II. NCBI's taxonomy places the organism in Eukaryota, Metazoa, Arthropoda, Insecta, Coleoptera, Tenebrionidae.